Humulus lupulus (European hop) is the source of this 660-nucleotide messenger RNA. RefSeq names its product putative germin-like protein 2-1. Gene Ontology annotation, cellular component: cell wall. Bases 1 to 660 code for a protein of 219 amino acids. NCBI's taxonomy places the organism in Eukaryota, Viridiplantae, Streptophyta, Magnoliopsida, Rosales, Cannabaceae. The transcript is spliced from 2 exons. Gene Ontology annotation, molecular function: manganese ion binding. The record is from RefSeq and is a predicted model, not a curated record.
AUGGCUUCUAAUAAUCAUAAUUUGCUUAUCAUGUUGGCAUUAUUUGCCAUAACUUGUUCCAUUGCCUUGGCAUCUGAUCCUAGUCCCCUUCAAGAUUUCUGUGUCAAAGAUUCCAACAGCCCAGUGCUUGUGAAUGGCUUUGCCUGUAAGGAUCCAAAGCUCGUUGAUGCCAACGACUUCUUCUACAGUGGGCUUAACAUGCCAGGAAACACAUCAAACCCAGUUGGCUCUAAAGUGACUCUAAUAAAUGUAGAAAAGAUUCCUGGGCUCAAUACUUUGGGCAUCUCAUUGGCACGUGUGGACUAUGAACCAUUGGGCCUUAACCCACCUCACACACAUCCCCGAGCCACAGAGCUGUUCACUGUUAUACAAGGCACCAUCCAAGCUGGCUUUGUCACGUCAAACCCAGAAAAUCGUUUCCUAACAAAGAUACUUCACAAGGGAGAUGUGUUUGUUUUUCCAAAGGGUAUGGUUCACUUCCAGAGAAAUAUUGGGCACAGUAAGGCAUUGGCUAUUUCUACAUUGAGUAGCCACAAUCCUGGGAUUGUUACCAUUGCAAAUACUGUGUUUGGAUCUAAUCCUGACAUCCCUGCUGAUUUUCUAGCUAAGGCUUUUCAAGUGGAUAAGAAUGUAGUUUUAAAUGUUCAGUCAAAGUUUUAG